This is a messenger RNA of Ictidomys tridecemlineatus (thirteen-lined ground squirrel), 3998 nucleotides long. The record is from RefSeq and is a predicted model, not a curated record. NCBI's taxonomy places the organism in Eukaryota, Metazoa, Chordata, Mammalia, Rodentia, Sciuridae.
UCGUUCUCAGCCAACAGAGUCUCUAGGAUGAUAGAAGAAAUGGGCCACCAUGCCUGAUCUUUUGUUAUCUUACACUUCGUGCUAGAAGCAAUGAAUGGAGAGACACUACUUUCACCACUGGUUGAGAUGUUUCAGUGUUGUGAAGACAGGAAAAUAAUCAAAGAAGUGGAUGCCAGUGAUAGUGGUAAUAUAUGGAACUAGUGACAUUCAGGGAUGUGACCAUUGAUUUCUCUGAAGAGGAAUGGGAGUGCCUGGAACCUGCUCAGAAGAAUUUAUACAGAGAUGUGAUGUUAGAGAACUAUAGAAACCUGGUCUUCCUGGCCAUGACUUCUCAUCUUACUGAAGAAUUUUCACCAGAUCAGGGCAUAACAUAUUUAUUACAAAAAGUAAUAAAGGGAAGAUAUGGGAAUUGCAACCUUGACUAUUUACCACCAAGAAAAUUAUGGGAAACUAUAAAUGAGAGUGAAGUUCAAAAAUCAUAUUAUAAGGGACAAAACCAAUUAUCAGUGACUGUUCAUAAUGAAAAUUUUACUGGUAACAGAUAUCAAGAACAAUUAAUAUCUCAGAAAAUACUGCAAUUUAUGCUUGUUACUUUUCAAGAACUCUUUAUGUCCUUAAGAAUAAAUCCACAGCAAUUUUGGAAGCAUAUAUUUUCUCUGAAAGAAAAUAUGGAAAAUCUGAGAAGACAUCUAGUCCAUGCUUCAAUUUUUAACUUGACCAAUUUCAAAUGUAGCUUUGAGUUAAACUUCCUUUGGAACAUUUUUCUAGACAAGAAAUUUAAAACUAAAGGACUAUCUUCUAAAUGUGAUUAUUUUGAGAGUUUCUUUACAAAGUGUCCAUUAGUAGACAAUAAACAGAUAAUUCCUUCAUGUGCUGAAGCACACAAUUUUAACACUUGUGGCAUUGUCCCUACUUACCCACUAUUGUUUAAUGAAAAUUCAGAUACAGAUUUCUGGAAAACUUUCUACAUAUAUAUUGAAACAAGUAACAUCUUUAGCCAGGUCUCUACCCCAGGUUAUUACCAGCAUAUGUAUAUUGCUGAUAAAAAUUAUGAAUAUGAAGAGCCUCAUAGAAAGUUUAUCAUUGGUAACAAUGCCAGAAAACAUCUGUAUACUCAUUUUCCAAAGAUGUUUUGCAAAGAUAAAAAGCAUGGUAGUUUUUCUCUUCAGUGCUUAAAACUUGUUAGUGAUCCAAAUAUUCAUAAGCAAGACAAAUCUUACAAAUAUGAGACAUAUGAAACAGCUCUUAAUCCACUUGCAGUCCUCAUUCAAUAUAAGAAAAUUUGUACUGGGAAAGAACCCCAAAACUUUAAAAGUUGUAUCAAAGUAUCUGAUUGCUCAACCCUUAGUAAAUACCACAUAUACUACAGCAGUGAUAAACCCUGCAUGUUUAAAGAAUAUGACAAAACUUUUAAUCAGAAAUCGCUACCUGUCAAGCAUCAGAGCAUCCAUGCCCAAGAGAAGCCCUGUAAUUGUAAAGCAAGUCUCAAGUUUAACAAUUUCUCAACCGUUUCUCAAUCCUUGAGAUGUCAUAACAGUGACAAAUUCUGCAAAUGUAAAGAAUGUGGCCAAGCUUUUAAUCAAAGCUCAGUUGUUGUAUGCCAGAAAAUUGAUGUUAAUGAGAGCUCUGAGAAAUGUAAAGAAACUUCCAAAGCCUUACAACAAAAUUCAACCCUUACUCCAAACCAAAGGAAUCAUUCUGGAGAGAAGACUUACAAAUGUGAAGUAUGUGGCAAAGCUUUUAAUCGAAGAUCUCUUGUUAUUCAACACCAGAAAAUUCAUACUGGAGAGAAACCAUACAAAUGUAAAGAAAUUGGCAAAGUUUUUAAUGAAAGAUUACUGCUAACUGAACAUCACAGAAAACAUACUGGAGGGAAGCCCUACAAAUGUAAAGAAUGUAACAAUGCUUUUAAUCGAAAAUCAGACCUUACUAAACACCAGAAAAUUCAUACUGAAAAGAAGCCCUACAAAUGUAAAGAAUGUAGCAAAGGUUUUAAUCGAAAAUCAGAUCUUAAUAAACACCAGAAAGUUCAUACUGGAGAGAAGCCCUACAGAUGUAAAGAAUGUGGCAAAUGUUUUAUUCAGAGAUCAAUACUUACAUAUCACCUGAGAGUUCAUACUGGAGAGAAGCCCUACACAUGUAAAGAAUGUGGCAAAACUUUCAGGCACUAUUCAAGCAUUUUCAAACACCUGAGAAUUCAUACUGGGGAGAAGCCCUACAAAUGUGAACAAUGUGGCAAAUCAUUUAAUCAAAAAUAUAAUCUUGUUCAACACCAGAUAAUCCAUACUGGAGAGAAACCAUAUAAAUGUAAAGAAUGUGGCAAAGGUUUUAAUUAUAGAUCAGUGCUUAUUGAACACCAUAGAAUUCAUACUGGAGAGAAUCCCUACAAAUGUAAAGAAUGUGGCAAAGCUUUUAGGCGUCAUUCCAGCAUUAUCAAACACCUGAGAAGUCAUAGUGGAAAGAAGCCCUACAAAUGUGAACAAUGUGGCAAAUGUUUUAGUCAGAAAUCAAAUCUGGUCCAACACCAGAGAAUUCAUAAUGGCGAGAAACCAUACAAAUGUGAAGAAUGUGCCAAAGCUUUUAGUCAAAGAUCACUACUUAAUGAUCACCGUAGAAUUCAUACUGGAGAAAAUCCCUACAAAUGUAAAGACUGUGGCAAGGCUUUUAGGCAAUAUUCAUGCAUCUUCCAACACCAGAAAAUUCAUACUGGAGAGAAGCCCUACAAAUGUAAAGAAUGUGGCAAAGCUUUUAAGCAAAAUUCAGCAUUUACUAAUCACCAGAGAAUCCACACUGGAGAUAAGCCCUACAAAUGUAAAGAAUGUGGCAUGGCUUUUGCCCGAAGAUCAGCACUUACUAGACACCACAGCAUUCAUACUGCAGAAAAGCCCUACAAAUGUAAAGAAUGUGGCAAAGCUUUUAAGCAUAUUUCAGCAUUUACUAAUCACCAGAGAAUCCACACUGGAGAGAAGCCCUACAAAUGUAAAGAAUGUGGCAAAGCUUUUAGGCAUCAUUCAAGCAUUAUCAAACAUCGUAGAAUUCAUACUGGAGAAAAACCCUACAAAUGUAGAGAAUGUGGCAAAUCUUUUAGGCAUCACUCAAGCAUUAUCAAACACCAGAGAAUGCAUACUGGAGAGACACCCUACAAAUGUGAACAAUGUGGCAAAACAUUUAAUCAGAAAUCAAACCUUGUUCGACACCAGAGAAUUCAUACUGGAGAGAAGCCGUACAAAUGUAAAGAAUGUGACAAAUCUUUCAGUGAAAGGUCUGUGCUUGUGGAACACCACAGAAUUCAUACUGGACAUAAUCCCUACAAAUGUAAAGAAUGUGAUAAAUCCUUUAGGCAUCGUUCAAGCUUUAUCAAACACCGGAGGAUUCAUACUGGAGAGAAGCCCUACAUAUGUAAAGAAUGUGACAAAGCUUUUAAUCAAAAAUCAGGCCUUGUUCAACACCAGAGAAUUCACACUAGAGAGACUAAAUACGUUUAAAAAUUGUUUGAAAUGACAACAUUUUAAAUGAAAGGUUCUUGCUUACUGACCAUAGGAGAGUUUAUACUGGACAGAAGAUCUAUGAAUGAAAACAAUGUGGAUGAACUAUUAACAAAAGAUCAGUCUUUCAAUAUCUCUAAUGAAAAUAGAUGCAAAAAUCCUCAAUAAAAUUCUGUCAAAUCGAAUACAAAAACAUAUCAAAAAGAUUGUGCACUAUGAUCGAGUGGGAUUCAUUCCAGGGAUGCAAGGUUAGUUCAACAUAUGGGAAUCAAUAAAUGUAAUUCAUCACAUCAAUAGAUUUAAAGAUAAGAAUCAUAUUAUCAUCUCUAUAGAUGCAGGAAAAAAAUCAUUUGACAAAAUACAACAUCCCUUUAGGUUCAAACACAUUUGUAAAGGCUAUCUACGCUAAGCCUCAGGCCAACAUCAUUCUAAAUGUAGAAAAAUUGAAGGCAUUCCCUCUAAAAUCUGGAACAAGACAGGGAUUCCCUCUCUCACCACUUCUAUUCAACAUAG